Molecule: messenger RNA, 256 nt
Organism: Schizophyllum commune H4-8
Lineage: Eukaryota; Fungi; Basidiomycota; Agaricomycetes; Agaricales; Schizophyllaceae
Exons: 1
Source: RefSeq, a predicted model, not a curated record
UAUGGCAACUAUUUUGUCCCAAAAAACCCCUUUUUUGAGGCUUGAAGGGACACUUCACGCUAGCGGUACAUUAUCAUCGGCACGGUUCAUGGGACGUUACCAUCGGCGGGACACUGCGCGGCUGGGAGGUGCCUCACGGCACUCUCGAGACGCUAGGACGCUUGAAGGGGUCAUUCAUUGGUUCUCCUAUACGUGCUUAGCUAUAGGAUUCUCAAUGCAGUAAGUCAGCAGAGUAUUCAUGCAACAUGUCUUCUGC